This is a messenger RNA of Nasonia vitripennis (jewel wasp), 5971 nucleotides long. RefSeq names its product lysine-specific demethylase 4C. Bases 482 to 5098 code for a protein of 1538 amino acids. NCBI's taxonomy places the organism in Eukaryota, Metazoa, Arthropoda, Insecta, Hymenoptera, Pteromalidae. The record is from RefSeq and is a predicted model, not a curated record. Gene Ontology annotation, biological process: chromatin remodeling. Gene Ontology annotation, cellular component: nucleus. Gene Ontology annotation, molecular function: histone H3K36 demethylase activity; histone H3K9 demethylase activity. The transcript is spliced from 11 exons.
GGCGGCGUGUCGAACGAAAACCAGCGAGAGAGAGAGAAAGAAAAUGAAGCUGCAGUCGUCGUGCAGCGAAGAGUACACGGCAGUGUUGUAGGGUAUCCGUCGCUGUUAAAAAUCAACAGAGACAAAGACGGAAGGUGUGUGUGCUUGUGCGGUCGGUGCUUUUAGUGCUGCAGCAGCAUCAGGUGCGUAUAGUGGAUUGGAAGAAGAAUCAGCGAUGCGUGAAGUGCUCGGUCAAAAGUGCUGGUGAAUCCGCUCGUGCGGACGCGUGCCUGCGAGUUCCCGUAGUCGUCGCCGCCGUGUAGCAUCGGCAGGAGGCGUCGGCGAUACGAUAGACACACGACACACCGACGGCAAAUCGAGCUCGGAUUUCGACUCGCAAAGCAACAUGAGAUAAAGACGAAUACUUACGCUCCUUCACGAAGAUGACUUAGCUUUUGUCCCUUCUAUUCUUGCUCUGUAAAAAAAUACCCGCCAAGCAAUCAUGGUUAGCAACACGUCCAGCAGUACUCCUCGGAUACAGGUGUUUCGGCCCACCUAUGAGGAAUUCAAAGACUUCACCAAGUAUGUUGCGUACAUGGAGAGCCAAAAUGCCCACAAGGCAGGCAUCGCCAAAGUCAUUCCUCCACCCGAGUGGAUUGCACGCAAGAACGGAUACAACAUGGACAAUAUCAAUCUUACGAUACCAGCUCCGAUAUGCCAAGUGGUUACCGGCAAGCAAGGACUCUAUCAACAAAUCAAUAUUCAAAAAAAAUCUAUGACUGUCCAAGAGUAUGAAAAGUUGGCUAAUUCCGAAAGGUACAGGACACCCAAGCACUUUGAUUACGAAGAUUUGGAGAGAAAGUAUUGGAAGAACAUUACUUAUGUUGCCCCUAUCUACGGAGCUGACGUCUCUGGUUCAUUGACCGAUCCUGAUGUCAACGAGUGGAACAUCAACCACUUGGGUACCAUAUUGGACUACGUGAACAAGGAUUACGGGAUAUCCAUAGAAGGUGUUAAUACUGCUUACCUGUAUUUUGGAAUGUGGAAAACGACGUUUGCUUGGCACACAGAAGAUAUGGACUUGUACUCCAUUAAUUAUCUUCACUUUGGAGCGCCAAAGACAUGGUAUGCCAUACCUCCUGAGCACGGGAGACGUCUUGAACGCUUGGCUAGUGGUUUCUUUCCAUCCAGCUACCAGAGCUGCCAAGCCUUUCUUCGUCAUAAGAUGUCACUUAUAUCUCCUCAAGUACUUCGACAAUAUUCUAUUCCUCACGAUAAGAUUACCCAAGAGGCUGGUGAGAUUAUGAUUACAUUUCCGUAUGGUUACCAUGCAGGCUUUAAUCAUGGUUUCAACUGUGCUGAAUCUACAAAUUUUGCUACCCCACGGUGGGUCGAGUAUGGUAAGAGAGCCACUCAAUGCACUUGCAGCUCGGAUAUGGUUAAGAUAUCAAUGAAAACAUUUGUUCAACGAUUUCAACCUGAUAGGUAUGAAUUGUGGCUACGAGGUGCCGAUGUUGGACCGCACCCGGAGGAUCCACGGCAAACUGCUGCUCCGCCGCCAACUGCAAUGGACCUUUUUUGUUUACAAGAGUCACAGUCUGGUGAUAGUGACAUUGUGCCCAAAAAUAAAAGGCACACAAUUCAUCGUAAGAAAAACAUUGUGGACUCGACUGAGGGUAUCAAUACCGAUAUUCCACCAGAUGUAAAAAAGGUUUUGCAGGAAAUGGAAGAGGAACACCUGGAUGAUCAACCAGAUGAGCAACAGUUAGAAGUUUUAGAAGAUAUUUGGUUAAAAGCAGGCGAAAUGGAUCUGACAGAGGCGAAUGUCUAUGAUGAUGGAUACAAUAAGAAAAAAAAUCGAAAACGAAAGCGGAAAGUACAAAAAGAUUCGGACAAAAGGAAAUUAAAAACAAAAGCUGUCACAGCCAAGUCCAGUACUACUGCACCAGAACUAUCAAAAGAAGAAAAUUUAGAUUUAUCCAAGAAUGGAUUCUUGGAUAUUCCUUGCAUGCCAUCGCCAGCUUUAAAAAUGUCAAGCCCUCUCAAAACGAACGCCAAGAAGAGAAUAAAAACCAAGCCUCCGAUCCUAAAGAGGAAUAGUACAGUGAUGGAACGAAAGGAAGAGUUACUAGAAACGAAAAAUGAAAAUUUCAUCGAGGUGGCUCCUUCCUUGAGUUUUCCAGAUUUUAAAAGGUCUAGCAGCCCAAUUACAGAUCCAUUAGGUAACAUAGAUGAUCAAUUCACGAAAAAAGAAGAAACAAGAUCAGAACUUUUAUCCCCGGAAACCAGUGAAUACAAAGCGUCUGUGCCCAUUCAAAAAACUGAGAAGAAAAAGAAAAAAACCUCUAAAAGCAAAGACAUAAACCAGGCCAAAGUGAGAGUUUCGAAGAAAGCUAAACAGAAAAGUGAUUUGGUAAGCUUAGAUGUAUCAGAUAUGAACGCUCUCCGAGAAUUUGUCAGCGGUAAACACGCUAUUCAAAAAGCACCGCAAAUGAAGGAUCUAUCCCUUAACGUUGAUGAAACAAAUGUAUUAGCAACGGACAAUGACAUUCAUAAUGAAAUAUCUGGGGUAACACCAAUCGAAGCUAAAAUAGCAAUAAAUACUAGCAAUGAGGAUGAAAAACUUUCCGGUAGUUUAGCACAAAAAAAAGUUAUCAAUUUGAGUAAAUGUUCCAAUAGCAAGCUCACUACUUGCCGUCCAAAAAGUAGUAAAUGCAGAGGACUUAUAAACUUUAGAAAAAAUCUUUUAAAACCACCGGUUCUUCAUAUACCGAGUGAUCAAGAAGACGAAAAAAUGGAAGCUAAGCAUUGUACUGGUGAACCCAGUUCAAGUUUGAAUAAAACCUGGCCGAUUGGCUCAACGGAUAUUCCUACACUUUUCAAAACUGAAACUAAUGGUAUUCAAGAAUCGUCCGGUUUCGGACAGCAAAGUACAUUAUCAUACCCUUUCCAGUGCAGACAAUCACUGAUUAAUCAACGCAUUAAAUUUGGUGUCACUAACCAUUCCGAUCCAAAUUUGAAUUUGAAAACGGUCAAAGAUGAGCAAGUUCCAUCCAAAAAUUUUUGGCAGAUUGGCAAUCAAAUGUUGUAUUUUAAUAACAACAAGGACAAUAAGAAUGAUUUGUCGAAUUUUGCAAAUGCUACUACACUUACGUCUGCAAAAUUAUUGAUUAGCAAUGAUUCUACAAAUACAAGCUCACGCAAUGUACAUGAUAAAUCUCAAACUUGUACAAAGUCAAGCCACAAUUCGAGUAACUUACCACCGCCGCCGUUGAUAAAAAUACCUCCAUUAAUGUUGUUAAAUACGUCAGAUAGAUCUUUAUUAAACGUAAGUAAACAGUUGGAAAAUAAGGUAUCGUUAAGACUAAAUCAAGAAAGAUCUCAGGUUAACAUUAAUCCGGUACCAAAAAUGAUAAGUAUAAAUCCUCAGUGUGAUCAAACGUCUAGCAGUAUCUCUCAAGAAUUUAGUACUUCAAAUUUAUCGUCACAAGAAAUCACAAAAGAUGUAAAAGUAACCACUGCAACACAAGUGGAUAUUUUACCAUCAUUUAUUACGUCGAAUAAUGAGUUGUCCAUCACAAUAGUACCUAAAAGUUCAUCAAGCUGUAGUAAUUCGAGUUCAUCCAGGAAACAAUUAACUCCGAGAAAACUUAAAGUGGGUGAAAUCAGAGACAACGAAGCAACAACAAUUGACAAUGCAGAAGUAUCAAUUAUAAAACAAAAUAAAUGGUCACUGCAUUCGAGCAAAAAUACAAGUGUCAAAAAGAAAUUUAAAGAUUUACCAGAAAAUAUUGAGAGUGUGUUGAACUCUUUAGCAAUACCAAAGAUGGAAUCUGAAUCACAGGUUGAUUCAGCAAUACAAAUCAAACAAGAAAACGUUAAAACUGAGAAUUAUGAAGAAGUUGAAUCAAAGCCAUCAGAGUUUAAUUCUCUUACUAUAACAGAACAUAUGAAGACAAUGCUGUAUCCAAGUAUGCCAAACUUGGAUGUGUUGCAAACGUUCAAUCAUUAUUGGAGUGCACAUAUUCCACACUGUGCUAUAUGUUCUGCAUUCGCACUACGUAACCACAAAGGUAGUAAGCCAAUGUCCCCGGAGUGGCAACGAUGUACGCCAACAGUAUUACCCGAAAAUUCCCCGAUAUGGGUUUCAACAGAAGUAUUUGCAGCUAGAUCGUUAGAACAGCGAAUAGAACCGGGAAAUAAUAAACUUGUGCGAUGUAGAAAUUGUCAAGUUACUGUACACGUUUCUUGCUAUGGAGUCAAAGCAUUGCCUUCAGAUCAACAAAACUGGGCUUGCGAUAUAUGUCAGUCUGGCAAACCGACUGUUAUGUGUUGCUUGUGUCCAGUACGCGGGGGAGCUUUAAAAAGAACGAGCGACAGUCAAUGGGUGCAUGUACUUUGCGCACUCCUUUUAGGUGCAACGUUCAAAGAUCCUGUAAAUAAAGAACCCAUCAACGUGUUGGCCAUUGAACGGCCCUCUUUCGAUUUGGAGUGUUGUUAUUGCAAACAGAAAUCCGGAGUCGUCGUGAAUUGUCAUGAUCAACAGUGUGAUGCCCGCUUUCAUCCUACAUGCGGUCUCUUAACCGGCGCAAUGUUUGCAAUAGCGUCAUCUGAAAGUCACGGAAUAGAGAUAUUAUGCAAUAAACAUGAUAGCGGAGGGAAAAUUCCUAUAAGGCAAGGAGAAGUUGUCUAUGCCAAGCACAAGAAUACUCGGUACUAUCACGCUGAUGUACUAUCUGUAUCAGAUAAAAUUUGCUUCUUGGUAGUUUUUAAAGAUGAGAGUUUUUCAAACGAUUUACCUCCAGAAGACGUAGUUGAUUAUAAACCUGGGAAGAUACCUGCGAUUGGUAGUGAAAUACAAGUAAAUUGGAAGCAGGAAGGCGUUUAUCCUGCGACAUUUACUGGCGUGGAUCACGUUAUAACUUAUACGGUUUCGUUUGAAGAUGGCUCGACACAUCAUUUAAAACGUACUGACAUUUACAGUCUCGAAGAAGAACUACCGAAAAAAGUGCUUACGCGAUUGUCGACUGCUACUGAAAUGCGACAUCGAGGGCAUCUGUACGGAAUGGAAAAAGGAAAUGAAAUGCAGAGGAAAGUCAAACCACCGAAAAGGUUAUGAAUUUUUUCUUAAAUUUUUUUAAAAUUAUAUAAUCGAAUAGGAAGAUGAUGAUAUUGGGAAAGAGGCGAAAAUAGUAUAAACUAUUUCCCGAAAGAAACCUAUCGUAAUCUUGAAUGAAAGAGGCGAGUUCUCUUAACGAUCAUCGAACAACAUCAAUCAUUAGAGAAUAGUAAAUUGUUUUUCUGUUUAAAAUUUUUAAUUUGUUUUUAGUUAAACUAAAUACUUUAAAGUCGAGUUAAAGAUGUCGUGUCGAUAACGUCUGUAAAACAUAAUUAACUGUAUGCUAUUGUACAAAUAUAGAGUAUACCGAGUCAUAUUUUAAGUUAAGUUAAAAUCUUCAUCCGUAUAGUUUUGUAUGUACGUUUGUAUUUCCGAAAACUUGUAUAUUUAUGGGGAAGAUACGAGGGGAGGAUCGUGUCACAGUAAUAAUUUUUGGUUAACCGAAACAUAAUUUAUUUUAUAUCUUGACAUAGAAAGAUAAUCGUGUGUUUGUAUAGUUUAUGUUUUUUUACGCGCAGUGUGUAGUUCUAAGUUAUUCAGGCAAAUUGUCGAAAUAUUUAAGAAUUUUAUGACUUUGGAUUAAAUUUAAGUAUUAUGUAUGUCGAUUAGAUAUAUAUCCAUUAUACGCGAUAAUGCUACGCUUGAAGAGGUGCAUAGAUCUUCCCUUCGUAGUGAAAAAAAAAUUGCUCCACAACUGCGCAGUUCUGUAGAUAUUCACCAAUAUUGUGCGAACACAUGUGUUUGUAAUAAAAUGCUAAAACUAAUUUAGGGCUAUGAGUGGAAAAAGCCAACGAAGGCGUCGAUUAUUAUAUGCAUAUAGCACCAGCAACGUGUGAUUAUUAAAACAUUACCUGAUAUUUGAAAACAGCAAAA